Oppiella nova is the source of this 741-nucleotide messenger RNA. The record is from the annotation of a GenBank genome assembly. Lineage: Eukaryota; Metazoa; Arthropoda; Arachnida; Sarcoptiformes; Oppiidae.
AUGCAGUCGCAGAACCAGAUCCAGAUGUCUUCGGCGCAGGCCAUGUACCACGUGAUCAACACCCCGAUGACUACCGUCAUCAACAGCGCCACCAAUCAGGACCUGAAGCAACAGUUGACGUCAUUGAACGGGGAGAACCAGCAGUUGCGGCGAAAGUUGAAUAACAAGAACAACGAGUGCGAGAAACUGAAGAUCAAAGUCAAAGAAUCCAGGGAUGAGAGCGAACAGUAUAAGCAUCUGAUGAACCAAUUGUCACAAUCGGUGAACUCACUCAAUGGUGGCAACAGUUCCCUGAACCUGUCGAUGGGCGCCGGUAUGGCGGUCGCCGGCACGUCCGCGGCGACGGGCGGUAAGCGGAAAAGGCAGCCCAAGAACCUGCUGUCGUCGGCCUACCAGUGCUGCUGCUGUGAUAGCGAGAAGCCGUACGUCUGUCCGUUCGAGAACUGCGGCAAACGGUUCCGCCAGAAGCCCCACCUCGACGCCCAUCAGGCCAUACACACGGGCCGCCGGUUUGCGUGCGAUUGGCCCCAAUGCGGGAAGUCCUUCGUGCGUAAGUACAACCUCCAGGAGCACCAGAAGCUGCACUCAAGCAUCAACCCAAAUAUGUGCGAUUAUCCCAAUUGUGGCAAAUGUUUUAGCAGCAAAUACAGCCUUUCCCGACACCAGAACGCGCAGCACAACCAGAGUCUUCAGCAGUCGACCGAAAUUCGGCGACAAAUGCUGCUCAGCGGCGAGCAGUAG